Molecule: messenger RNA, 774 nt
Organism: Fusarium proliferatum ET1
Lineage: Eukaryota; Fungi; Ascomycota; Sordariomycetes; Hypocreales; Nectriaceae
Exons: 3
Coding region: 1-774 (257 amino acids)
Source: RefSeq, a predicted model, not a curated record
AUGAAGAUCUACAAGGCUUUCUCAGCUGUCGUGCUGAUGAGGGGUGUUGCUGCUGGCUCUGUUCCGAUGAUAUCGCCUGUCCCGAAACCACACUUUAGAAAUGGAACGGAGCACAGCACGGCCGAGACUCUCGUGACCACUAUCACUUCUGACUACUCAUUCUAUUGUCCUGAACCUACCACGUUUCACCAUAAAAACCUCACUUACACGGCCACGGAGCCAACUUAUUUGACCAUCACAAACUGCCCGUGUACUGUCACUUACACGCAGAACACAAAGCCCUCUGGGACAGUCGUCUAUCCCACGGCCCCCCCUAGCCAGCCAAUGCCCCCCAAGCCCCCGGUGAUGUCCUCAUCUACUCCUGCACCACCACUGCCUCCUGGCAAACCGGUUCCACCUCAUACCAAAGCUACAGUCCCGUAUUCUGAGCCUUCUCUUCCACCAGCAAUCCCCAAGUCCACUGUUCCUAUCCCAGAAGCUCCCCCUCCUCCCCCUCCUCCUCCAUCUGAGCCCUCUCCAACAAAAGCUGCAGUUCCAGCUACUGGUACCCUGCCACCUCCUCCACCCCCCGAGAUUUCGGUUCCUGUCCCAGAGUCGCCUCCUUCCCCCCCCUCUAUCCCCGGACAACCGGCUGUUCCUCCAUCUCGAGCUGCCCCACCCCCAGUCAACCCUACUGGUACUAUCGAGGCUUCUGUGCCUUCAGCCGCCGCUAACAAGGUAUCUGGAAGCUUUGGGGCUUUCGUAUUGGCUGGUGUUGCAGCUUUGGCCAUGUGA